CACUGUCAGUUGUUAGCUGAAGGGGAAAAAAAGUGGAAUGGACGCAGAGAAGAUCAGCAUCCGUACCAAACGAUGAAGGUUGAGUCAGAUCCAACAGAUUUUGCUUAAAAAUAAGAAAAAGAAGAGCGGCUGUCAUCAUGUAUGGGUUUGUGAAUCACGCCUUGGAGCUCCUCGUCUUAAGGAAUUAUGGCCCGGAAGUGUGGGAAGACAUCAAGAGGGAGGCUCAGCUUGAUAUUGAGGGUCAGUUCCUUGUUAGAAUCAUAUAUGAAGAUGGCAAAACAUACGAUCUUGUUUCUGCUGCAAGCAAAGUUCUCAAGAUUGAUGCAGGAGACAUUUUGCAGAUGUUUGGGAAGAUGUUUUUUGAAUUUUGCCAAGAGUCUGGAUAUGACACCAUCUUGAGAGUGUUGGGAUCAAAUGUUCGGGAAUUCCUGCAGAAUUUGGAUGCCCUACAUGACCACCUGGGUACCAUUUAUCCCGGGAUGAGGGCUCCCUCGUUCCGCUGCACCGAUGCAGAGAAGGGGAACAAUCUGAUUCUUCACUACUACUCAGAGAGAGAAGGCCUGCAAGACAUUGUGAUUGGCAUCAUUAAAACUGUCGCUCAACAAAUCCAUGGGACAGAGAUAGAGAUGAAGAUGAUCCAACCAAAAAGUGCAGAGUGCGACCACAUCAAGUUUCUGAUUGAGGAGAAAGACUCGGAGGAAGAGGCGUUCUACGAGGACCUGGAUGGCUUUGAGGAGAAUGGCACACAGGAGACUCGGAUCAGCCCGUACACAUUUUGCAAAUCCUUCCCAUUCCACCUCAUGUUUGACAGAGACCUGAUGCUCACACAGUGUGGGAACGCCAUUUAUCGAAUCCUGCCUCAGCUCCAGCCUGGUGCCUGUAUCCUGCCUUCAGUUUUUUCUUUAGUCCGUCCUCACAUUGACUUCAGUUUUCACGGCAUCCUCUCCCACAUCAACACCGUCUUUGUUCUGCGAAGCAAGGAGGGGCUACUGAACGUAGAGACUAUAGAGAACGAGGACGAGCUGACGGGGGUGGAGAUCAGCUGUCUAAGAUUGAAAGGACAGAUGAUUUACUUGCCAGAGGCGGAGAACAUUCUUUUUCUUUGCUCACCAAGUGUUAUGAACCUGGAUGAUCUCACACGAAGGGGGCUUUACCUGAGCGACAUCCCGCUACAUGACGCCACACGUGACUUGGUGCUGCUAGGCGAGCAGUUUCGUGAGGAGUACAAGCUGACCCAGGAGCUGGAAAUCUUGACAGAUCGUCUGCAGCACACACUCAGGGCCCUGGAGGAUGAGAAGAAAAAGACAGACAGAUUGCUCUAUUCCGUUCUGCCGCCCUCUGUUGCCAACGAGCUGCGACACAAACGUCCAGUCCCAGCAAAACGCUACGACAACGUGACCAUUCUCUUUAGUGGCAUUGUAGGAUUUAAUGCCUUCUGCAGCAAGCACGCCUCAGCCGAGGGAGCCAUCAAGAUAGUCAACCUGCUCAAUGAUGUUUACACACGUUUUGACAUCUUGACAGACUCUCGGAACAAUCCUUAUGUAUACAAGGUGGAAACCGUGGGUGAUAAGUACAUGACAGUGAGCGGCCUACCAGAGCCGUGCACACACCACGCCAAGUCCAUCUGCCACCUAGCUCUUGAUAUGCUGGAGAUUGCUGGACAAGUCAAAGUGGAUGAUCAACCAGUACAGAUUACUAUUGGAAUCCACACAGGAGAAGUGGUGACUGGAGUGAUUGGCCAGAGGAUGCCUAGAUAUUGCCUUUUUGGAAAUACGGUCAACCUCACAAGUCGUACAGAAACUACUGGUGAAAAGGGAAAAAUAAAUGUCUCUGAAUACACUUACCGGUGUUUGCAGUCUGCUGAGAAUGCUGACCCUCAGUUUAAUUUGGAGUAUCGGGGCCCCAUCACCAUGAAAGGAAAGAAGGAACCAAUGAAGGUGUGGUUUCUGUCCAGGAAGCCCACCGACACAGAGUCCACCACAGAUAGUUAAAGCUUAACAAUUCAGAUUCAACACUAAAACGUCACACGUGUCAUCUAACAGAAGCUUCAGCAUGAAACUGUAUAGUCACAUUUUCUUUAUAAAUUGUGUAAAUUUUGAGGGAUGAGUUAAGUCAGUUUAAAAAAAAUAACAAAUGAGUAGCUAUCCUCAGACACAGAUAUUUUUAGUAUGUUGAACCAGUGCCAUUGCUUUUCCUGCUUGUGUCUGCUUAACCAUGAUUUGAUUCAUGAAUAGUGAAGGUUAGUGAUAUUCAAGUUUGAUACAUUUUUGGAAUAACAUAUUCUCACAUUGUUAUAAAAGCACUAAAGGUUUUGAUAAGCAAAGCAUUUCCCAUAUAUCUUAAAUGUUUUAGUUGCUAUUUUUUUUUUUUUAUAUUUUGUCAUGUACUGCUUUUGUUCUACUAAUCAGCCCAAAUAACUAAUUUGUAUGAAAAUAUAUUCAAUAGCUUGAUAUCAUGUUUUGCAAAAACAUUAUCAUGUUUUGUAAAAACAUUACUGUUAUUCUUUGAGACCCAUUGUUGUUCAUUGUUCACUGUAUGUUUCACUGGCAUCCAAAACCAUUAAAAUUAAGAGAUUAAUAUCACCUCAUUCACCAGCACUUUGGCACAAAUUAAAUUUCAAAGAUGUAGGUUUCAUUUUGAUUUAUUUAAAAACAAAAAGUCACAAAUGAUACAUGUUCAGCAGUAAGCAAAUCUGUAUUUUAACACAUCUAUAAAAGAGUUAUUAAAAUAGUCUGAACUCAGCACUAUACUCUACUUUGUAUAUUGAUUGCACCUCUUUACUCACUUUGUCUGCUUCUGUAAAAAAAUAUUGAAUACCAUGUUCAGUUAUACUAAACGUAGAGAUAUUGAUCAUACCAAACAUUGAGAUAUUGAUAUACAUAUUUAGCUAGUUAAACGUGUUUUUUGAAAUGUAUUCUUUUUUUCUGAUGAACUAGUAGCCAAGUAAACUUUAUUAGGGGUGGAACUGCUGUUUGUGCCUCUAUAAGUUAAACUAUGUUGUAUGUGUUGGAUUAAUUUCACAUGCGUAAAUGUAUGACACUUCCUCACCCUAUUUUUCAGACAAUGUCAUAAAUCAAUGUCCUUGCAAGGCGUCCUCUAACCAUGCAGCUUCCUAUGUAAUAAUCAAACAGCUGCCUCUGUACUGCACAAGUCUAUGUAAACGCUUGUACAGUUGAGGCCAAAAUUAUUAGCCCCUCAGGAAUUUUCCUAAAAUUCUUCCCGAUGUUGGCAGCAUUGAUAAAACUUGAUACAAUCUAACAUUCAUCAAUACUAUUUAGUAGCUUUUGGUACAUUUUGGAAUAUAAAAUAAAUUUUUAGGCUUGCUUUAGAUCAAGUAUAGUGAAAAAUGGUGUGGUCAAAAAUAUUAGCCCCCAUGUGAAUUUUUGCUUU
Molecule: messenger RNA, 3390 nt
Organism: Etheostoma spectabile (orangethroat darter)
Lineage: Eukaryota; Metazoa; Chordata; Actinopteri; Perciformes; Percidae
Gene: gucy1b1
Product: guanylate cyclase 1 soluble subunit beta 1
Exons: 13
Coding region: 138-1991 (617 amino acids)
Biological process (GO): response to oxygen levels; cGMP biosynthetic process
Cellular component (GO): guanylate cyclase complex, soluble
Molecular function (GO): heme binding; guanylate cyclase activity
Source: RefSeq, a predicted model, not a curated record